Molecule: messenger RNA, 567 nt
Organism: Python bivittatus (Burmese python)
Lineage: Eukaryota; Metazoa; Chordata; Lepidosauria; Squamata; Pythonidae
Source: RefSeq, a predicted model, not a curated record
UGUAGACCGCGAGCCGGGGCUAUGGCGUUGUCGAAAACGGGCUACAGGCAGUACUUGCUGCUGCUCGCGCAGCAGAACGUAGAAUUCCGGCUGCCGGAAAUAAAGUCUUUGCUCUCCCUCUGUGAUGGAAGGUUCAGCAGUUCACAGGAACUGAGAUUAAAGAGCCCGUUUUGGAUUCUUGACUUGCCUUCCGAAGAGAUAGCUAGAGGACUAAUGAAACGAACCGUAUGUGCAAAAUCAAUAUUUGAGCUGUGGGGUCAUGGGAAAUCUGUAGAAGAACUGCAUUCUUCACUGAAGAGUUAUCCAAUAGAGAAAAUGGCCCCAUAUUUACAGUCCAACUUCACCUAUAAAAUAAUAGUCUAUGCUUUUAACAAAACACUAACACAAACAGAGAAGAUUCAAAGAAUGGAUUCUUUACAGUUUUUACCAUUUAAAGGACGUGUAGAUUUAAAGAAUCCAGAUCAUAUAUUUUGGUUUUUAGAAGAUCAUGGAAUUAAUCUAGGCAACAGCACAGAACAACCUAUUGGCUUGUACUUUGGGAGAUGGGUGAGUAAUUUAUUACAUUAA